Messenger RNA from Brachypodium distachyon (stiff brome), 459 nucleotides. Its product is annotated as histone H3-like 3. The transcript has 4 exons. The coding region runs from base 145 to 459 and encodes 104 amino acids. Gene Ontology annotation, molecular function: protein heterodimerization activity; structural constituent of chromatin; DNA binding. The record is from RefSeq and is a predicted model, not a curated record. NCBI's taxonomy places the organism in Eukaryota, Viridiplantae, Streptophyta, Magnoliopsida, Poales, Poaceae. Gene Ontology annotation, cellular component: nucleosome.
ACUAGCCUCUGCUCUCAGGCUAUUUCUACAUCAAACACAAGGACCGAUCAAUCCCUCAAAAAAACACAAGGCCGGACCGAUCAAACCUGAGCCUUCACAAAAUCACAAGGGUUCCAACAACUGUCAGAGAGACCUCUGCUCGUAAUGGGAGGAGUGAAGAAGCCUCACAGAUACCGGCCCGGAACUGUUGCUCUCCGCGAAAUUCGCAAGGAUCAAAAGGGUACGGAGCUACUUAUAAGGAAGCUACCGUUUCAGAGACUUGUUCGUGAGAUUGCCCAGGUUUCCAAAAGUGACUUGCGCUUCCAGAGCCAUGCAGUGCUUGCGUUGCAGGAAGCAGCGGAAGCAUACUUGGUGGGACUUUUUGAAGACACGAAUCUGUGUGCUAUCCAUGCCAAGCGUGUGACCAUCAUGUCGAAGGAUGUUCAUCUUGCUAGGAGGAUCCGUGGCGAGAAGUUGUAA